UCACUGACGUCACCGCGCCGGAAGUUCGUGAGGAAUAUCAAAAAAUGCAAAACUUUUUUUUUUUUUCUAAAUUUUGUUAGAAUUUUGUUAGAAUAGAGAAAUUAAUCAAAUAAACUGUUAACUGUUAUGAACAUAUCCAUACGGAAAGAAGCGACGCGCGUCACGUGACGUCCACGUUGGGCUUUUAAAACUCUUAAUUAUUGACUGUGUGUCAACAACACUUGAGCUUCACUCUCGUGUGCAGUUUCAAAGGUCUCUAGUCCAGCAGAAAAUAUCAUCAUGAGCGACUGGAGGAAAAUGAAUAAAGACGAGCUGGAGCAUCAGUUCUCUCCCAGCCGCUGGUCACAUAGGAUGUCCGCCGAUGACUUGAUCAGAGCCCAUGUGGCCGCUCUCAAAGCAGGCACAGAGAAAGCUCGGUCCGUCACUCAGACUUUGCUGGACGUCCCGUACAGUGAUGGUGAUGGAGAGAAGCUGGACGUCUAUGUUCCCAGCAGCUCUAGUCCAGACGUGCCGCUGGUCAUUUACUUUCACGGAGGAUACUGGCAGUUCCUCAGUAAGGAUGAGUCGGGGUUUCUGGCCGUGCCAUUGGUCCAGAGGGGCGUGGUUGUGGUCGCGGUGGGUUACAGCAUCGCUCCUAAAGGGAAUAUGGAUCUGAUGGUGUCUCAGGUGCGCAGGAGCGUGGUGUCGGUCAUUCAGCAGUAUUCUCACAUCAGUGGUCUUUACCUGUGUGGUCAUUCAGCAGGAGCUCACCUGGCCGCUAUGGUUCUGUCCACAGACUGGACACAAUAUGACAUAUCACCACAAAUCAAAGGUGCGUUUCUCGUCAGCGGCAUUUAUGACCUGCAGCCCAUUCUGUCCACCUACGUGAACGAGCCGCUGAAGAUGACCGAGGAAGUGGCGUUGAGGAACAGCCCCAGUCACUUCCUGCCACAGCUCAAGCUCUCGUCCGCUUCCUGUGACAUCAUCGUCGCUGUCGCGCAGAACGACUCGCCUGAGUUUCGCAAGCAAUCGGAGGAAUAUUUCAAAGCUUUGGAAUCUGCCGGUCUUAACGUCUCUUUUGAAGACGUUCCCAACACGGAUCACUUCAACAUUAUAGAGCAACUCGUCGAUGAAAAUUACCAUCUUACAAAGCUCCUACUAAAGAUGAUGGGGAAAAGUUGACGAUUGUCAGAUUACCCAGAAUGCACUGUGCUGGAACAGACCUGUGAGUUGAGCUCAACGAGACCUCACUCUUUGUCCAAUCAGACACUAGUAUUAAAUGUUUUACAUUAUUAUUAAGUUUCUACUGGGAGAAAAUGACUGUAAAUGUCUUUAAAUGGUUAUUUAAAUGUGUUUUAAAUGAAAGUGGCACAUAGAUGUGUCAUGAAUCAGUUUUUGAUUAUAUAAAAUCACAUAUAUAUACAGCAAAUUUUUAACAUUUAAAUGAUUCGAUUUGAUUGAUGGCACUGGAAACAACUCUCGCUCUGCACUGUUUAAGUCGCACAGAUGUAUUUGUUUUAGGGUUUAUUGAAUCGGCACAGAUUUCCCUGCUGGAUAAACCGGUUUAAACCAAUCUUGUUUGGUUUGUUGUUGGCUAAUCAAGCCGAAAGUCACUGGUUUACACAUUUUUAGCAAGUAAACUGUAUGUGAAUAUUGUGUUUGUGUUGUGUUUUGAAGCAUUUUCAGUUCAAUAAAAAGCUGAUAUGAA
This is a messenger RNA of Onychostoma macrolepis, 1687 nucleotides long. It is a transcript of the gene afmid, whose product is annotated as arylformamidase. The coding region runs from base 280 to 1161 and encodes 293 amino acids. NCBI's taxonomy places the organism in Eukaryota, Metazoa, Chordata, Actinopteri, Cypriniformes, Cyprinidae. Gene Ontology annotation, molecular function: arylformamidase activity. The transcript is spliced from 11 exons. The record is from RefSeq and is a predicted model, not a curated record.